CAAACCUGUCUCAACAUUUGCGCGCCACGUUUCUCACUCUCCUAUGCCCUCAUUUGCUCUGCUAGAAUAAGUUUACAACCUAAACUCCUAGCUUUGUUGAUCGUGGUUCGUCGCCCAAGCUUUGAGAUCGAGAGAAUUAUUUCGUUGGUUGAAGUAGCGGAGAAGGAAGUGCCGGUAGUUUAAUCGGAAAUGAGGUCGAUCGUUUCGCGGCUGAUCCAUUCGAGAUCAUCGGUUCCCAAGUUAUACACAGUGACUGCUUUUCAGAGCGGGAGACCAUUUUCAACAGACUCUAACAAGGUCGACGAACCGUUCAAGGUUGAGGAAGCUGAAACAGUUAAUGUUCCCCCACCUCCAACUGAGAAGUUGCUGGUGCUGGGUGGAAAUGGAUUUGUGGGUUCUCAUAUUUGUCAAGAAGCCUUAAAUCGUGGUCUUACAGUUGCUAGCCUUAGUAGGUCUGGUAGAUCAUCAAUACGUGAUUCUUGGGCUAACAAUGUAAUUUGGCAUCAAGGAAACCUUCUUUCACCUGAUUCACUGAAUGAAGCUUUUGACGGUGUUACCGCUGUUGUCUCUUGCAUUGGUGGUUUUGGCUCCAAUUCUCAGAUGUACAAGAUCAAUGGGACGGCAAAUAUCAAUGCAAUCAGAGUUGCUGCAGAUAAAGGUGUAAAGAGAUAUGUCUAUAUCUCUGCUGCUGAUUUUGGCUUGGUUAAUUACUUGCUACAGGGAUAUUAUGAGGGAAAGCGAGCGGCUGAGACAGAACUCCUCACUAAAUUUCCUUAUGGAGGAGUGAUUUUGAGGCCGGGAUUUAUUUACGGGACCCGUAACGUCGGGAGCAUGAAGUUACCUCUGGGAGUAAUUGGCUCUCCUUUGGAAAUGGUUCUUCAACACGCCAAACCACUACACCAGCUACCACUCGUUGGUCCUCUAUUAACUCCUCCAGUAAGCGUGACUUCGGUGGCAAGGGUUUCUGUUCGGGCAGCAACGGACCCCGUCUUUCCUCCUGGCAUCAUCGACGUCUAUGGCAUACAACGGUACAGUCAACAGAAGUCGAAGUAGAUUCGAUAAGAGACUUAAAAGGCAUGCACAUUUUCUCUCCCUAUAACACUAUAUAUAUCUAUAUAUUAGAGAGUCCAAAUCUAAACGUCUGUUGAACUUCUCACUUGAUGAGACUUACUCGACAGUUUGUGCACUGGGUUGAAGAUAAAAGACAGGUUCAUUUUCUUGUAUCUGAUGCUAAUAAUAUCAUGCAGAGAUCUGCAAAUUCAUGGUGUAGGAGAAGAAGUAUUCAUUUGGCUAGUUUGGUAUUGGUUUUUCCUUAUCUAAACGUUAUAAUUCUUUCCCAUUCAGUA
This is a messenger RNA of Cucurbita pepo subsp. pepo (vegetable marrow), 1346 nucleotides long. RefSeq names its product NAD(P)-binding Rossmann-fold superfamily protein. The record is from RefSeq and is a predicted model, not a curated record. Gene Ontology annotation, molecular function: protein-containing complex binding. NCBI's taxonomy places the organism in Eukaryota, Viridiplantae, Streptophyta, Magnoliopsida, Cucurbitales, Cucurbitaceae. Gene Ontology annotation, cellular component: mitochondrion.